This is a messenger RNA of Cololabis saira (Pacific saury), 1943 nucleotides long. RefSeq names its product RNA pseudouridine synthase D4 (gene rpusd4). The record is from RefSeq and is a predicted model, not a curated record. The transcript is spliced from 6 exons. Gene Ontology annotation, molecular function: pseudouridine synthase activity; RNA binding. Lineage: Eukaryota; Metazoa; Chordata; Actinopteri; Beloniformes; Belonidae. Bases 84 to 1361 code for a protein of 425 amino acids. Gene Ontology annotation, biological process: pseudouridine synthesis.
CUUUAAUCUCGUCAACACGCGUGUUUCCUUCGGAAUUAUUGGGUCAAUAUUUUUAAUACAACUUGGCUCCCAAUAAAUAAAAGAUGAACAAAUAUAGAAGAGUGAUCUACGUAGUCGACCGCAUUUCCAGCCUUAACCUACACUGCUCACAGAUAAAGCCUCGGAUAGCCGUCCGCCGGGGUCUGGAAACAUCACCUUUACUCAGGGGUCAGGACGCAGAUGACAAACUCUCUCCAGGCUCCGACUCCGGCCACAAAACACGGCUCAAAGCGAUCGACCUGGCUCGGAAGAUACGACAGGAGAAUGCAAAGACACGGGUGAAACAGCCCGCGGCCUCUGGCCCCCAGGAGAGGGUGAUGGAGCUGAAACGGGUCAGUCUGCAGCUGCAGAAGGUCCAUCCCAACGUGCUGGCCAAACACCUGCACAGAAGCCUGUUAUACCAGGAUGAUCAUGUAGCUGUCAUCAACAAACCCUACGGUGUCCCUGUCCAAGAGGACCCAGAAGUCACAUCCAUCUCCUCCGUGCUUCCUGUUCUCUCCAAAAUGAUGGAUGGAAUGAAGGUGAAAUCUACUUCUCAGCUGCUACCUUGCCUGGGUUUGGAGAAAGACUCAACAGGAACACUCCUGCUAGCCAGGAGCGAAGAAGUAGUAGAGCACAUACUGAGCCUGAACAGAAAUAACCAAGUGCAGAGGAAAUACUGGGUUGUUACAGUCGGUGUUCCUGUGCCAUCUGAAGGUCUGAUUGAUAUUCCCAUCAUGGAAAAAGAGGUUACAGGUCCUCAGCCACACUACAAGAUGGGUCUGAGCCCACUUUUCAGAAUGAAUGACACGGGUGACGGUAUAACAAAAGUCAGAAACCAUCAGCAAGCGCAUGCGGCAGUCACCAAGUACAGAGUCCUGGACAGCAACAGUGGCUGCAGCCUCAUUGAGCUCCAGCCUUUCACUGGAGUGAAGCACCAACUGAGGGUUCACAUGGCUUUUGCUCUGGGAUGUCCCAUUCUCGGUGACCAUAAAUAUUCCCACUGGAGCAAACUGGCACCGCAGAAAUUGCCAGAGCUUGUAUUGAGAAAGCUUGGGCUGGAGCAGAGCAAGAGUCGGCAUCUUCCUCUUCAUCUGCAUGCGCGGCGGCUGAUGCUGCCGGGAUCCAGCCGUGGUGACGUCAACGUUUCCUGUCCCCUGCCAAAGUACUUCAUGCAAACAGUGCAACGACUGCAGUUCACAUUUCCAGAUGACAAAGCUAAGAAAUUACAGUCUAAGGAUUCUGUUUCCCAAAAGUCUUUGCAGUCCAACACCAGAUUAAGAUCAUCGGUUGUGAAACUACGGUUGUCAGAGCAGAGGAAGGAACAGAACCAUUCAAAUUAAAUGGGGGAUUAAUUAUCAAGCUGGGUUAUAACAGCGCUGAUGAGCAACAUUAUGAAGCAGAAGACUGUCUGGAAUAAAAAAAGGAAAAUGUGGAGCCUUUUAUGUGACUGUACAGAGCUGUGCAAAAUGUCUUCAUAAUAAAAAAGUGUAGAAACAAAUCGGAUAUGACUAUUUUAUUUAGCAGCCAAAAAUGUGGGCGUCGUAAAACAAAGUUAAAACUUUUGUAAUUAAAUUGCAUUUUGUUCAUAUCAAGGAGAGGAAAAUGAUUGACUUGUGAUGUCAUUGAGUUUUUGUUUUCCCCCUGAAAAUCUUUUUAAGUCUUUGCUCUCUGGCAAUAUGAAUCCUCAUCCUGAAAAGUUACUUCAUCAUAUUUUUGAUUGAUGGGAGAAAGUAUCAAAUAUAUAAAUCUACACUUGUGCAUUUGCUGUGGAUCAAAUGACUGAUGUCCCUCCUGGUUCUUAACCUGACACCAUAAAUAACUGGAAAUGUCAUUUUCUUCAAUCAUAUGUAAAUAUUUUUAGUGGACCUGGUCUAAACAAAGGUUCUGACACUAUCCCCUUUAGCGCUCUGUAAUCUUGUUCU